This is a messenger RNA of Suncus etruscus (white-toothed pygmy shrew), 1199 nucleotides long. RefSeq names its product 1-acylglycerol-3-phosphate O-acyltransferase 5 (gene AGPAT5). Gene Ontology annotation, cellular component: mitochondrion; endomembrane system. NCBI's taxonomy places the organism in Eukaryota, Metazoa, Chordata, Mammalia, Eulipotyphla, Soricidae. Bases 31 to 1128 code for a protein of 365 amino acids. The transcript has 9 exons. Gene Ontology annotation, molecular function: acyltransferase activity. The record is from RefSeq and is a predicted model, not a curated record.
GCCGGGCGCGGAGCUCGGGCGGGCGGCGCCAUGCUGCUGUCGGUCGUGCUGCACCUGUACGCGCUGCGCUGCGCGCUGCCCGCCGCCGUGCUGCUGGGCUCGGCGCCCACCUACGUGCUGGCCUGGGGCGCCUGGCGCCUGCUGUCGGCGCUGCUGCCGGCGCGCUUCUACCAGGCCGUGGACGACCGGCUCUACUGCGUCUACCAGAGCAUGGUGCUCUUCUUCUUCGAGCACUACACCGGCGUGCAGAUACUGCUCUAUGGAGAUAUGCCAAAAAACAAAGAGAACGUGAUAUACUUAGCAAAUCAUCAAAGCACAGUGGACUGGAUUGUCGCUGAUAUUCUGGCCGUCAGGCAAAAUGCUCUGGGCCACGUGCGCUACGUGCUCAAGGACGGGCUGAAGUGGCUCCCCUUGUACGGCUGCUAUUUCUCUCAGCACGGGGGCAUCUACGUGAAGCGAAGUGCCAAGUUCAACGAGAAAGAGAUGAGAGGGAAGCUGCUGAGCUAUGUGCAGGCAGGGACCCCGAUGUAUCUUGUGAUUUUUCCAGAGGGGACAAGGUAUAACCCAGAACUAACCAAGGUUAUAUCAGAUAGUCAAGCAUUUGCUGCUCAAGAAGGCCUCCCAGUGCUGAAGCAUGUGCUGACGCCUCGUAUCAAGGCAACCCACGUGGCCUUUGACUGCAUGAAGAGCUACUUAGACGCCAUCUAUGACGUCACCGUGGCUUUCGAGGGCACGACAGAUGAGAAGGGGCAGCGGAAGGAGGCCCCCACCAUGACCGGAUUUCUCUGCAAAGAAUGUCCCAAAAUUCACAUCCACAUUGCCCGGAUUGACAGGACACAGGUCCCGGAAGAGCAGCUGUCCAUGAGGAUGUGGCUUCAUGAGCGCUUCGAGAUCAAAGACAAGUUGCUAAUAGAAUUCUACGACUCGAUGGACCCCGAGCGGAGGAACAGGUUUCCAGGGGAGAGCGUCCAGUCCAGCCUGAGUCUGCAGAAGACACUGCCGUCUCUUGUCCUCCUGAGCGGCCUGACUGCGGGCCUGCUGAUGACCGAGGCCGGCCGGAAACUGUAUGUGAAGACCUGGCUCUUUGGAACCCUCAUCGGCUGCCUGUGGGUCACUGUGCGCGCGUGACCGUGCCCGGGGACCCUGACAGUGGGCACCCUUGGUGGCUGGCAGAUUGUAAAUAAAGCCUUGUUGACUGA